Molecule: messenger RNA, 729 nt
Organism: Haliotis rubra (blacklip abalone)
Lineage: Eukaryota; Metazoa; Mollusca; Gastropoda; Lepetellida; Haliotidae
Product: succinate dehydrogenase assembly factor 4, mitochondrial-like
Exons: 2
Coding region: 46-381 (111 amino acids)
Biological process (GO): mitochondrial respiratory chain complex II assembly
Cellular component (GO): mitochondrion
Source: RefSeq, a predicted model, not a curated record
UACAACCCGCUUCUAUAUCCACGACCUUCACCUUCAAAUGUAAACAUGGCUGCAGUGGGGAGAAACGUGAGAGCGCUUUCAAGUUCGUUAUCCAAUAUCCUAACAUCAAGUGGGGCUCGGAUUCCAGUCCUCGCCAGUCUGCGCCAUCACUCUGAAGAUGGGAAGAAAUCUGGUAGGAAGAAGGGCAAAACCCCUGGUGGGAAACUGGACGACCCAAUGGAAACCUCGGAUGAGCAAAAUAACCCAGUUCUGGAGAAGGAACCAUUAGAGCGAUUUCCUGAUGACAUAAAUCCCAUCACAGGGGAAAUUGGGGGUCCUCGCGGGCCGGAACCAACUCGUUACGGGGACUGGGAACGCAAAGGCAGAGUCACAGAUUUCUGAAUUCUGAUCAGCUGCACUGAUCUGUCAACAGUAUUGAAAUAUUUUGGUUUUGAUCAGAAUGAAUGAUUGCUCCAACUAGUCACACUGGGAUUUAUGUGGACUAUGGAUAUACUUAAUGAUCCUUUGUGUCUCCAGGAGGCGGUAGCUCUGUGAAGUUAGCAUUCAUUCAGCUUUAGCACAACUGCAGUUACACCAAGUUACAAAAGUACCCAUGUCAGAACUGAUGGCAUUAUGAAUUUGUGAAUGUUUCACACGGUUAUACAAUAAUGGGAAUGGUGAUGUAAUCAUGGUAGAAACACCAUCAUGUGUGCAUAUGUAAAACUGUACAUUUACUGCUAAUAAAGAAAA